Seriola aureovittata is the source of this 8100-nucleotide messenger RNA. RefSeq names its product calcium/calmodulin-dependent protein kinase 1Da (gene camk1da). Gene Ontology annotation, cellular component: intracellular anatomical structure; cytoplasm. The record is from RefSeq and is a predicted model, not a curated record. The transcript has 12 exons. NCBI's taxonomy places the organism in Eukaryota, Metazoa, Chordata, Actinopteri, Carangiformes, Carangidae. Gene Ontology annotation, molecular function: calmodulin binding; ATP binding; calcium/calmodulin-dependent protein kinase activity. Gene Ontology annotation, biological process: peptidyl-serine phosphorylation. Bases 172 to 1485 code for a protein of 437 amino acids.
GAAAGGAGGAGUGGGGGGUGGGGGGCUGUUGAGAGGAGGGAGAAAGAAAGAAGAAGAGGAGGAGGGAGGCAGCAGGGACACGGUAACCUGCAGGAGGACUCACAUGGUCCUGCAGCAGCAGCGCAGACCACCGCCCAGUGUCGGUCGGACUUGGGCCGGUAAAGCAGCGCCAUGGCUCGGGAGAACGGAGACACCGGCAGGGGAGAGACGUGGAAAAAACAAGUCGACGACAUCAAGAAAAUAUUUGAUUUUAAAGAAGUCCUGGGAACAGGAGCGUUUUCAGAGGUGGUCCUGGCCCAGGAGAGGCUGACCGGCCGGAUGUUUGCGGUGAAGUGCAUCCCUAAAAAGGCCCUGAAGGGGAAGGAGAGCAGCAUCGAGAACGAGAUCGCUGUGCUGAGGAGGAUCAAGCACGAGAACAUUGUGGCUCUGGAGGACAUCUACGAGAGUCCGGACCACCUCUACCUGAUCAUGCAGCUGGUGUCCGGCGGCGAGCUGUUCGACCGUAUCGUGGAAAAAGGUUUCUACACGGAGAAGGACGCGAGCACGCUGAUCCGACAAGUCCUGGACGCUGUUAACUACCUGCACAGGAUGGGCAUCGUCCACCGAGACCUGAAGCCGGAGAACUUGUUGUAUUUUAAUCCUCAAGACGAGUCAAAGAUCAUGAUCAGCGACUUCGGACUUUCCAAGAUGGAGGGCAGUGGUGACGUCAUGUCCACCGCCUGUGGCACCCCAGGAUACGUGGCUCCAGAGGUCCUCGCUCAGAAGCCGUACAGUAAGGCAGUGGACUGCUGGUCCAUCGGAGUGAUUGCCUACAUCCUACUCUGUGGUUAUCCUCCGUUCUACGACGAGAACGACUCCAAGCUCUUUGAGCAGAUCCUGAAAGCCGACUACGAGUUUGACGCUCCGUACUGGGACGACAUAUCCGACUCAGCCAAGGAUUUCAUCAGCAGUCUGAUGGAAAAAGAUCCAGCCAAGCGUUUCACCUGUGAACAGGCACUCAGACACCCUUGGAUUGCUGGGGAUACGGCUCUCUGUAAGAACAUCCAUGAGUCAGUCAGCCGACAGAUCAGAAAGAACUUCGCCAAGAGCAAAUGGAGGCAAGCGUUCAAUGCCACAGCCGUGGUUCGACACAUGAGGCGGCUACAGCUUGGCAGCAGCAUGGGGAGCAGCAUGGACGCCUCCAAUCCGCCGACCAGGCUGAGCCAGACACAGAAGCCGGCUCAAAGCCAGAGCCAGGCGGGCCAGAACCAGCCAGCUCAGAGCCAAAACACCGGCCAGGUGGCUCAGAGCCAGAGCAGCAACAUAGCCGCCAGCAAAACCACUUCCACUGACAACAACAUAGCAGCUCCACGCAAGGAAUGUGUCACUGCACCAGCCACGCCCUGCAGUCUGGCAUCCGCAGCCUCUUCUCCCGCUGCAGGGGCGGAGCUGAACCGGCCACACCCCUCGGCGGUGCCCGCCCCAGUGCUCACAGAGACCAAGUGACGCCAGGUCCCGCGGGGAACCAGCUGGGAGGCCACGGCGCUGUGAGGCAGAGAGAAACAGAGGACAACAGGAGAGGAGAAGGAUCACCCUCUUCUCCCUUCCUCUCCUUACUGUACUUCCUCUUUGGAUGCCACCCAGCCAGUUCCCCGCCCUGCUCCCGGGAGAGCAGAGGACUUUACCUCCACCCCACCGAUUCAAGCCACACAGCGCCAUACUGUACACCCACCACCCGCCCACCGGAACAACAACAGCACGGCCACUGACUCUCACUGAGGAUGUUCGUGUGGCCAGCUGUGAUCGUUUGCUAUUUAAUGAUAAACGGGCUUCGACUGCUCCAAGCUUGAGCUGUAAUUAGUGGUUCAGGAGGGGCCGGUGGUAUCAUAUUAUUCACUGUCAGUCAACAUCAACUUCCCUCUUGAAUCUGGUCUUUCCUGCACAACGUUAUUUAGCUUUUUUCCAACUUAGGUUUGACUGUUGGCAACUGGAUUGUUUUAUUUUCUAUUAUUACUGUUCAUUUUAAAGGUGCUAUGUGUAACUUCAAACAAACAUAUCAUUGUCAGAUUGAUAAUGCUACUUCGGUAUUGUGACUGUAAAUAAAUAAGACCAUAGCCAAGAAGAGUUUCUCUAGAUUUAGACCGCAUUUCCCAGAAGCCCAUUGUUUCUUCUGGCUUCCUCCAUCACCACAUUCUCUGGAGUAGGCACCCUUCUCCGUACAGCAAUCAAGAUUUCCCUUCAAAUCUGACCGAGUACCUGAGGAAAAUGCAGAAUAGAGGCCAACAGUCUUCUGAGCAAUGACCUCACUUGUUUACACAAAUUGUACUAAUUUUGCAAACUGAUGAGACAAUGAUUUAUCCAUGUUAAAAUGCUACACAUAGCACCUUUAAGAUCUUUUCUAUAUCCUUACGAGCUUGUUUUGUCUGUUUGUUUGUGCUUUAAGAAGUGCUUUAAAAGUACCAUACAACUGUUGAGAUGUGAAAACAUGAGUAAGCGCUUUAUCUAUUUUGCACAGAGAGGGUUAGAUAUGUUCUCAGACACAGAUUAGCCGCCAUCCACUUGUGUUUUUCUGACAGAGAGUAGAGAUUGUAAACCUUUAUAAAAAAAAAAACGUGGAUGUCAGAGCAUUGUACAAGUUGUUUAUUGUCUGAAAGAUUCUGAUUUGUUUAUUAUUUUCUUACUUUAUAAGACUUUUAUAACAAUCGCCCUUUAAGGGGCGCACGUACAGGUUACUAUGAAGCAUGCAGCAGGUUUAGGAUAGGAUAGGAAAAGUUAGAGAUCUGUAUUUACUAGUAAACUGCCUCCAGUUGAGAGUGUUUGUGAUUAGAGAUAGUUUGUCAUUUGACUUCCCAAACUAAGGAGCCACAAGCAGCGCAAUGCAGUUUCAAGGUAGCUAAAAUAUACAAGACAUGUUAGACACCGUCUCAGAGAUAUUUAACCGCCUCCCACAUGGGUCCUCAGAGUAUUUGGCCCACGAAGCUGUUGCCUGCCGUUGCUCAUUCCCCCUCUAAUGAAGCCAUGAUCUCACCUUCUUGCAUUGUCAGGCUGCACCCAGUUCAGACGUGCUCAGGGAAAACUGCAGCUGCACUGUGUGCCGGCAAACACCGGUGUCCCGGUUUAGGGGUUUCUGUCAUGGUCCAGGCGUCGUGGCAACAUAGUCAGUGACCCAGGACUCAAGGAGUUAGCUGUGUCGUUGUAGUGAAUAUUGAAUAUUGAGGACAUGGUUUCAGAGUGAACCACCAAGGACUGGGUAUUGAUACUGAAAAGUGUCACCUGAUCACCUGGUUGGUUCACACCAUUGGCCAACUUGUAGAAAAUCUGAAUCAGAAAACAUCAGUGGACUUGAAAUCUGGGUGAGGCAACAGUUUUUUGUCUAAUUUGGAGCUCUUCAAGUUUUUCUUAAAAGCAAGUUAAUGUCUCAUUUAAAGUGAUAAACUAGAUUUAAUCUGACUUUUUAUUUAAGAUUUUUUUGUUGUUGUUCUUAAUGGAACUCAGACUUUACUUGAACGUGACUUGACAGUAGCUUAAAUUGUGGUAAUGGCCUUUCAGACAUAAUUCAGAAUGCAGAAGUGUACAAUGCUGGGUGCUCUGUCACACAUAUCAGAUUGUCACGUCUUUAUUACAUGCAAUUCUACUGAUCCCUUUAUUGUGAAUUGUAGCCAAAGACUAGUGCGAGGUACAAAGAUAAUUAGAUUCAUUCUGCAGUACUGAACUAGCUUGAACAGAACCAGUCAGAUCUGAAGUUGUUCAAGACAGUGAAGUAAAACUAAGGGCUGAGCUACAAAUUAAUCUGGAGAGAAGAAGACUUGAGACUUUCUCUUCCUAAUCUUUUUUUACUAUCUCCACAGAGUGCUGCUGAAAAGUAUCUGCAAAUUAUUGAUAGUAGUUUAUUUAAUAAUAGUUUAAUCCGUGUUUGCUUAGUGAGUGUGAAACCACAAGUCAAGUCAAAUCAAGGUAAAAAAAUAACAGCAAAUCAACACUCACCCAAGCUUUCUGGAAUUCACUUUUGGCUGGCUGCAUUGUUUUGUGUAUGAAGGCCAACCUAUUUGGCACUGAACAACUAACUGACUAAAACAAACCAUAAAAGACAUUUGUGAAUAAACCUCCUCACUCUGCUCUGCACGGACAAUUCCAGUGUGUUUGGAUUUUUUGCUUUUUCCCCAUGUUUCCUCAGUUUUAUAUCACUGCUCUCUAGCUUUUAUCACUUAUAACGAUGGCUAUAUUAUACCUUUUUCUUAUUGUUUAUAAAUCCCACGGAAAGACCAAAAUCAUGUCCAACCUACCUACCCUGUCUGCGGCCUUCAGUCCAUUGGUUCCUACUUGUCACUUGCUGCUGUAGUUUUUAGCAAAUGUCACUCUAACAGGAGUAAGUAGUGCAUUUUUUUGGGACUGUUUUCCACGGUGCAUUAGUCGUGAUGGUGUGUUUGAAAAAAUAACCCUGAUGAUGUCAUCAGGGUUGUCUCUGCAGCAGUUCAAACUACAAGUGUGGGGUUUGAAAUGUUGGCAUUUAGGAGGCAAGGAGGGUUAAUGAAAGUUGCUUUGAGUUGCAUUAUGGGAUAUGUAUGAGCCAGCAUUUUUUGGGCUUGACCUAUACUAGAUGUGUCAUCUUCUGUUGCUGUGGUGUUAAUCACACUGGAAUUGUCCUUGACUCAUUCAUAUGUUUGAUCUAAUAAUUGUACGUUCAGACUGAAAGUGGUGAGAAUGUCAAAGUGACUGGGAGUCACGAGCAGCAGCACGCCAGUUGGCGGUGCGUCCUGAGCAGCGUGGGUGUAAGAAAAAAAAAGUUGAAGGCAUCUAUGUCAGAGCGCCCCACAAACUUCAACAGCGUCCUUGUCAGAACAGCCAGAGCAAAUUUUUACGCUCGCCGCUUUAGGUCUGAAUGUGCAGUUACACACACACAGCACAUCUGCUGCAUUGUUAUUCAGAAUAAUUCAUUCACUUCAGCUAGUUGUAUAUGCGGUGAGCACUGUCAUGGAGCAGACACUUGACGUUAUGGAGACUGACGACAGAUUUUCAGAGCAUUUUGGAUGAAGACACUGCAGUUACUUUAUGCAUGUGGUCCCAGCGGUUACUCCAGUCACAGUAGAGGUAUAGUAGAGUAAGGUGUCUGAGUUAAGGCCAGCUAACCUGAUUUAUUGUGUUUUUUAAAUGUGCACGUCUCAAAGCAGUCGUAGAGAAAGCUAACUUUUUAGUGUUUCUUACUGAAUUCCAACACCCACGUGUCUCCUCCUUCUACAUGUCGACACAGUUCAGCUUCAGAAACCUGUAUUUAUUCUUGACGUUUUUUACUGCGGGGUCUUGUGUUACAUUUUUCUCUACUAACCACACUUUAAAGUCAAUCCUCGUAAUUACCCACGUGUCACUAAGGGAACCUUUUAACCAUGUAAGGGCUUUAUUCCAAUGAUCACCUUAAUCUGAUUAUUCACUGUAAUCAUCUACACGUACCCAUUUACUGCUAUGCAUUUUUUUAACAUGUUUUUUCAGUGCUUUUUUCUUGGAAGUGGAAUAAGGAAACAUCAGCAGCUAUAGUUAAAAAAAUAUAUAUAUGUAAGUGCAAGACACCGAAUCCCUGCCAGAUCCUAUACGAUUUCAAUCACUUUACUAUUAAUCACUUAACUAUCAUCAUUAUUAUUAUUGAAUGAGCUACAUUGUAAAAAUGGUGUACCGGGUUUUUAUCUGGCACAGAUGUUAAUGGAUGGUCAGCCGAGACCGUGAGUGUAUUUUCAUUAAAUAUGAUGUCGUUGGGUUUUACGGAUGUGCUGUGAGGCAGGCAGAGGGUUCAGGUUCACGCUCCUCUGUGGUUUUAUGUCUGCUGUUUUUGUUCGCUAAAGAGAGAGAGAGUGAGAAAAAAAGAAAAGUCUUCUGAAUGAAUCUUUCCAUGUUAAAGAUGCUACUGUAAAUAGAUUGUGAAUAUGAAUGAUCAUUUUCAAGAUAAUAUAUACGAAUGUUUUGCUUUUCAGGCAUGUGUGAGUAAAUGAGAGAGUGAGUGAGUGCGGAGGGAAGUUGAUUGUAUUCUCUAUGGAAUGUUUAAUGUAUAAAAAAAAAAAGAAAAAAGAAAAGAAAAAAAAAAAAGCUUUCCCUUUACUCCCCACUGCAGUUUGCUUUUAUACUGUCCAGCACUGUGUGACUGCCACCUGCAGAGCUGCGCAGCACAGUCUAACGCCAUCAGUGUUCCAUCGCCACUUCAGUGUCACUCCAACUGAAAGUGAAAGCAUCGUUUACUGAACUCAGGCUUACGUUUUUGCCAUUCUAAAGGAAGAAAUCCAAAGCUGUGACCGACUCAGAAACACACUGUUGUGGGCGCUGAGGCGACAACGGGCCACUGUCGUCCGCUCAUUACCCCGUGAGCUCACACUCCUCUCUGAAACUUUUUUUUUUUUUUAUUUUUUUUUUAACGAAGGCGCUGCUGAAGUGCAUCGUCACAAAAGAUGAAAACACAAGCAUGUCGAAAAAAGUGCUUCAAGAGUUCAACUUUACCAUGAGUGUUUGCAUAAUCUUAUAUGCCCUUGUAUGAUGUUAGUAUCUCUGUAUUAUGUAAAGACAAACACAGGUCGAGAUGCCUGAGUCCACGAAAAGCUGAGGUCACUCAGUGCAGAUGAGUGUCAGUUCUACGAACAGUUUUCAGAGACAGAAAGAAUCUCAUUGGUACAAACUGGCAAAUAUUUGCCACAAGAUACUGUGUUCCAAUGAAAACUGCUGCAACGUGAAUAAUGUGAAAACAAUUUACUGAUUGGUAUUUCAAGGCUUUGUUGUACCAAAGAGCACAAAUUGUGAGAAAACGAAGCGAUUUUUAUGUGUUUGAGCUGAUGUUUUGUCACAGUUGUGUAGGAGUUAUCUUUAGUAAUGACUCUGGUUCCUACAGCAAAAUAGCCUAAUAGCUAAGCACUGCUCCUAGGGCUUUCAUAAACAUGGCAAAAAAUCUAAUCAUAAAUACAGAUAUUUUUUCAUGUUUUUCAUGCAUUUAUGACCUUUAAAGUCAGUAUGUUAGCUUAGCUCGUGAGCUAUAGCUUAGCUAGGCUAACUGAAAUAGCUUUGAGAAUAAAAUCUAAUCUAAAUUAAUUUCUCUCAAUUAUUAAUUAUUGAGAGAAAUUUAUUAUUUAUUAUUAUUAAUUAUUUAAGGGAUCCAAAGUGAUUAUCAAUGUGUGUACAAAAGAAUGUGUAGCAUUAGCAGCACGUUAGCAGUGGCUCUGUAAGAGGCGUUCAGGCGCAGGAUUGAGGUGUAGGUCACCUGUGUUUUGGGAGCACUCAGGAAAAUGGAUUUGGGCAGUAAAAACCUGCUUUGGGUCACGUUUACGGAUGAAUCGUGUGAGUAAAACGCGAGGCCGUUACGUGGCCUGUCUAGACAGCUGGAUUGUGGCUGAGAUGUUGGUAGACACACAAAGUUCAGCCCUGUUGCCAACUCUGCUUCCAAGGAAGUAAAGUAUAAUUGGCUGUGUAUUUAUCAGAGGAUCCUUUUUUUUUAACAUUGAAUGAUUGGAAUUGUGCUUUGACAACACAUUGAAAAUGUCAAGCCAAUAAACACAUGGUCCAUCAUCAUCAGACUUCUUUGAACUAGACGGACGCAAGUGUCUCUCUAUGAAGCUUUAGGAGUCAUAAUAUCAGCAUUUUCUUCCAUGGACUGAAGAAUCUGCUGGAUUGUUGUCAGCUUCAGUAAAUCUAUCCCGCCAGCAGCUGUGUGUCAGUCUAAUGUAAAACUGUUCUUUGCUUCUGCCCUCAAUGUUGACAACAGCUCCACCUCUGAAAACUGUUUGUAGCACUCAGACUCCACAUGCUGCUCCUUGGGACCUGGUGUCUGCCUGUGCGUGUCCUCGUCCAGAGCCUGCUGAGUUAGCCGGCUGUAUUUACUCUCUGCAUGUGACCACAACAAAUUCCCAUCUUGUGCACCGUCGUCACGUUGACGACACCCUCAUGUGUCAGAGCGGGCGCUGCCUGCCGCACUUGUGCUGUGAUGAUGAUGAUGACGAUGAUGAUGAUGACUUUCUGUUAAUGGGGCUUGUAUAUCCGAUGCCUUCGACAAUCAUGUGCACAUAUCAGAGUUACCAUGACGACACAGGCCAGAGCGACUGAUUGUGUUUUGUUUGUCUUUUCUCCUGGAAUAAAUCCUGAAUGAUCGUAACAUUA